AUGGCUCCAUCGAUGUUCACUCGACCCACCAUACCUCCUCAAGAACCUCGCCAAUCGACUCUAUCACAUCGACAAAAACUGAAAUCAAUUUCAUCCUUCUUCCCGUCAUUCGCCCAUGCAGCUUCAAAACAGAUGGAUGAGUCUCACGUUAUUCCUUAUCGUCAACCCGACUCAUCGAGCCAACAGAAUGUUUUCGAUGGUUUACCAAAAAUCAAGAAUAACAGUAAUAUAUCGUUACCCCUUCGAUCGUCUCAACAGACCAUUUCUCCCAGUCAGUCAUCACCAUGUUUCAAAGUGACUUUACAAAAAACCAUUUCGAAUGGUCACGCAGUGACUUACACAAGUCAUAAUCUUCAACAACAGAUGUCUAAAGAAAUGCCAACAUUAGCUUCCGCAAUACACAUACCAGAUUCCUCCAUCUCUUCAUCUCCAAACCCCCUUUCUUCUUCGAAAGCCAGUGUGGCCGGUAUGAAGCAGAAUCAUGACGGUGUACAUCCAUUGUAUCAUCUCAAUGCGAGUUCGACUUCCCUCCUUGGAUCGUAUGUGCAGGUCAACGAAAUUAUUCAUGUUGUCAAUGUCGAUAUGCCCAGUGAAGGAGGAGUGGGUAAGAGGGAAAGAUCUAAUUCAAGGAGUAGUACAUUCAGGCAAACUACCAAAAGAAUAACUAGGAGAUUAUCAUUGGAUAAUCUCGUUCCUAAGAUUACUUCAAGGGGGAGUUUGAGGAAGAGAGAGAGAAGUGGGAGUAAGAGUAGUAUUUUGGAUGGUGGUGGAGGAAUGGCAGCAGGUAGAAGAUGGUCUUUGUUCUCUUCUACGGAUUCCAAUGUCAAUGCCAAGGCUAAUGAACCAUCUCAAGAGGCCCAGACCAAGCAAGUGAUAGGUGAACGGUCGUUCAGUAAAACCGUGAACAAACAGAGUAUGCCAGUCAGAAGAAAUUGGAGAAAUAAAUUUACAGUCAAGAAUACCUCUACAGCCCGAACAAGUGUCGGCAAGGAGAAUAUCAGUGUUGGUGUAACGAUGGGGAUGGACGAUAGACUGGAAGCUGCCAGGCAAGCUAGAGAUAGAUCAAGAGCUGAAUCAGCAGAAUAUAGAGAGAGGUACGAUGAGAGGACGAUCAAGCGGAUUCCUGUGAGAGGUAUGAGGGAUAUUUCGUCCUCCGGUUUUGGAAGUGAGAAUGAGGAUCGCUUAAAGGAGAGAGAAAGUAUGAUUAGUAUGCUUGGUGGGAGGGGUGGAAUGAGAGAAAGGGAUGGGAUUAGUGCUACGAGACUAUCUUUUGUCCACAGGCCUUCCUCCCGAGCUAGUUCUUUCGAUCCCGCUGCCACACCCAAGUCCACUUCCUCUUCCUCCAUUCCGAUCCCGUUCAUCCCAAAUGGUCCACCACCCCAACAAAGCAGUCUGGUAGAAAGUCAAACAACAACUUCUCUAGAUGCCACUUUCGACUCACCCUCACCACUUCCUAGACCAGUACAUACCCCCCUCAAUCGAUCUGCUGAACUUCGAAUCCCCUCAGCCACCGCUAAAAGGUCAGCGAUACUUUCACCUGCUCAGGACGAUCGAUCGAUUUUGGAUCCAGCCAGAUCACCUUGUCCUAUACCUGAUAUGUCGCCCAUUCUUCCGUUGAAUACGGGAUUGCAAUAUCAGAAUAUGCCACUUCCCCCUCCGCCGGUUCAAGUAAACCAGAAUAUGGUGAUUAGCGAAUCCAAGAAGAUGGAAGUGGCGGAGAACGAUCCAAUGGACAUGUCAAGUCUUGAUAAGAGCUUGGUUGAGAUUGUGAAACCUUCAAUUUCAAGUAUCGCUGCAACUAUCGCAGCUCAACCCAGUCAAACGGGUACUUUCGGCAUAUCUGACUCUGGCCAAACAUGGCGCACCGCAACUACCUCUCCACAACCAAUUUUACCUUCUUCCUCCUCGACACGGACGAUGUACACCCUCCCUCGAUCCAAAUCCAAGUCGCAUACUGAUCUAUCUUCUUACUCGUCUACUAAGAAUUUAGUGGAGCAUAUCGAAGCUACUCAAGGACCUGGAUGGUGGUCUACCGAUAAAAGGGUUAAUCGAAGGGUAUCGACUAUGACCUUGAGAUAUAAAGCUGAAGAUGAAGAUAGAGAAUUGGAGAGGUUGGAGAGAUUGGCUCAAUCGACUACUAUGCACCAUCGGCCUAAAUUUGAUGAUAUAACUCAGGAAGAGGAGAUGGUAGUCUCUCCUACGAUGAAUAGGAUGAGGGAAGAAGAUAAAUUACGGACUAGAUCUUCCCUAGAUUUGAGAUCUUCUUUCCAAUCGACGUCGACUGCAAAUGCAAGUAUAGUCAGAUCGUCGAAUGCCUUGGACAGCGAUACGAUGAGAUCAGGACAUCAUCCUAGAUCAUCAUUGAUGGCAGGAUCGAUUUGGUCUAAAGAACUUCCUCCAUCACCUAGAAGAAGUGUUUUAUCCAGGCAGACCGAGCUGGCUCAUGGGGAUAAACCAAUGAAAGUGCGACCUGCGCAAAUCCCUUUACCUCUGAGUGAACCUAGGAACAAUACGUUUAUCAGUAAUAGAAUAAGUCCCGAUAUAGCUCGAAGAGCGAGCUUUCUCUCCAAAGAUUCUUCGACGACAGAGGGUGAAUCGCCCUCGAGAUCAACUUCGAGACAGACCACUCGUACGACUUUGUCAGCGGUCUCGACAUCGACUGCUCCUACAUCCGGACAGUCUGAUGGUGAAGAACAGGAAGAGGUAUCGGGUAAAGUGGGAAUGCUUAAAAAGGAGUAUGAGGAGAAGAUUGCCCAAUUACGUACUCGACAUGCUCUGGAAAUUGAUGCUGUUCUCACUGCUUUGUCAAAUGCCAAAACCGAGAAAACAGCUCUUAAAGGAGAAGUAAUUGGUUUGCGCAAAAUGGUUGAUGAAGUUACGAAAGAGAAAGAAGGUUUGAAAGAGAAAGUUAAAAUACUCUGUAUGAGUUUACAAACCAUCGAACUUGGUAGUAUCUCUUCUACACAGGGAGGUACAAGGGACGAGAGUGGAAUCGGAAUGGGAAUGAAAAGGUCGGAAAGUGUAAUGAGUUCAUUAUUACCUGAACUUAUCUCGUCAACCAAUUUGUCAGAUCCAAUUUCACCAUUGGCAUUUCCCUCACACCUCGAUGGGUUUGGUAGGAAACAAGUGACUGUACCGCUUACGAGCGGUUCGAUAGGAAAGGAAGAAAUGAGGAAUAAAGGAAUAAUGGAUUCUUUAAGUAGAGGUCGGAAGUCGAUUGGUGGUGGUUCGUCGAGAAAUGUUAGUGGUGCGACUAGCCUGCAUACAAAUGAGAUUAAUAUCUUAUAUGAUGAUGUCGACGAGGAAGCUGGGAGACAAGCAGGAGGAGAUGGCGAUGGGUGGACAUUGAAGUUGAAAGAGUCUGAUGAGAGGUUUUUAGAUGAUUUGUAA
This is a messenger RNA of Kwoniella mangroviensis CBS 8507, 3390 nucleotides long. RefSeq lists its product as uncharacterized. The transcript has 2 exons. Lineage: Eukaryota; Fungi; Basidiomycota; Tremellomycetes; Tremellales; Cryptococcaceae. Bases 1 to 3390 code for a protein of 1129 amino acids. The record is from RefSeq and is a predicted model, not a curated record.